AUGGAACUGCUGGAGAACCUCAAGUCCCUGGAGUUUGAUCAUGGCAUUCCAGAGGAAGACCGCAGCUUUCUGUGUCUGCGGCACCGCAGCCGGGGCCUGACGCUCAGCGGCUGUGCCCACGCCGUCUUCUUCUGCAAGCUCCUCUGCAAUCUGAGAGAAACGCUGUAUGAAAUGCACGUUUCCAGGACUCUCUCUUCUGACAAGCUGGCAAACUCCGUGUCAGGAGAGAACAAGGGGCUGAAGGUGGGCAUCAUUGGAGGCGGCUCCCUGGGCAAGCAGCUGGCUCACGUGCUGCUUCGGCUGGUGCCCCUCUCUGCGGAGAGCCUGCGGAUCUCCACUCGCCGGCCCGAGUCCCUGGAUGAGCUCCAGAAACUGGGUGUCCAGUGCUUUUACCAGAACUCGAACCUGGUGCACUGGGCCAACCUGAUCUUCCUUUGCUGCCUGCCGUCACAGCUGCCUAACAUCUGUGUGGAGAUCACCAACAGCCUGGAGAAAGCCUGCAUCAUCUACAGCUUUGUAGCAGCUGUCCCCGUCACCAGGUUGAAACUUUUACUGAACCACAACAAUGUCUUGCGGCCCCAAUAUCAGUGUCUCUCAGAAAUGACUGACUUCUGGGGGUCCAAUAAGGACAUCUCUACGGCUCUCCAAGACCCUGUGAUGCUUCAAGCCACCUGCCCCUACUGUUCUGCUGGGGGAAUAACCCUCAACCCCAAAUGGCUGGAGUGCGUGAUCUACGCACUCAUCAACAGCUGCUUUGGGGAGAACAUCUUCUACCGCCAAGUGCUGCUGCUGCUGAAUAAAGUGUUCCUGUCUGUGCACGGCAAGGCCUGUGGGCAAGACCAGAAAACCUGCCCCACAUUCCAGCUUCAGGACCUUGUCAGCAAGGUCUAUGCCGAGAACAUGUCUCAGAAGAGCCCUUUCCCUGUGUUUGAUCUGACUGCAGUACAGCUCAAGGAGACACCCCUGACCCAAGCUCUUUCUCGCAGUGAAGUUCUCCGGGACCAUCUGAACUAUACCUAUUGCCACUUAUUCGGCAUCUCCCUAAGCAGAGCACACCAGCCAGUGGAGUCCAAGGGUGCUCCAUGCCCGUAAGAGAAGAGACUUGGGGAAUGAGGACUGUUUCUUCUCCACGAAUCAACUCGACAUUGGCUGUGCCCUGACAACUGAUCGUAACUGAUAAUGACAGUCACUAUAUUUGCCCUGCGUUAGGUAUUAAAGAACUAGAAAACUCUACUAGUUGUUCUUUAGUAUUAUGUAAACAAGAAUUCUCUUACCGUGGUAUCUUUCUGUAUUGCCUGGAUUUGGGAAACAACGAAAUAAAACUACACAACCUGAUGCAUUUAAAUAAUCUACUCCCUGAGGAAGUCAAUACAGAUUAUUUCUCCCACAAUUAUAUUCAAUAACUUAUAAUGUGGGCUGGAGUGAUAGUACAUUGGGUAGAGCACUUGCCUUGCAUGUAGUCAGCCUGGGUUCCAUCCCUGGUGUCCCAUAUGGUCCACUUCACCAGCUGGAAGUGAUCCCUGGGCUCAGAGCCAAGAGUAAACCCUGAGCAUGGCCAGGUGUGGCCCAAAAACCCAAACAGAGUUAUAAUGUUUUUAUGAGACAUUUACAUUCUUCUGCUUCUUUUCCAGUCUCCAUAUGCAGUUGAUAAAUGAUACAGCUCGAUUUUACUACCAUUUUUGAUAGAAUAGUAAACGGAUAAUAUCAAAUGAAUUUACUCACUUAAGCAAUAUUUGACUAUUAUACUAUUCUUACUUAAAGAUAUUCUAUUUAUAUCAUUUUGACUUAUAGAACCACUUAAAAAUCACUGGCAUUUAUACCAAAUAGCUAAAAAAGCCACUGUGCAAGAUAUACAUUUCAUCCCUCUGGAGCAAGUGUACUGCCUUUAUGCUUUGCUAAUACUUUAAGUGAAUCGUAAUAGUGUAGAAACUAAUAGAAAUCUCAUCGAGUUGAAAAAGGAUGUCACUAUAACCGUUGUUUACUGAUUGCAAAAGAGAUUUUUUUUUCUUUUAGUUUUCCAGGCCAGUGCUGGGGGCAGAGAGAAGAGGGUGGAGUAUUAGGGCUACACCUGGUGUUUGGGUGGCCAUACAGUGUCAGGGACUGAACCCAAAAGUCUAACACAUGUAAGGAACAUUCUCUACCACUUGAGUUCCCUCUCCACUAACCCCUAAAGUGCUUGUGAACAAAGCCAUUCAUUCGCUCUGCAUGUAAAUCCUCAUCAUUUUAGGUUACUCGUUUACAUUUUGCCUUUGCAUAUUUGUUUGUUAGACUGAUUUGAUGGCAUGUGGCUGAGUGCUUUGAGAAAAAUUUGUUAGUCAAAUUUGGGAAGAAAAUUAAAUUUAUCAUCAGAUAUUGACACUGGACACAAAUGCUAAUUUGAGGCCCUGUUCCCCUCUCAGCAGCAGCACGUAGUGGUUUCUGUUGACUACUCAGGUGCAGGGAACUGAAUGGGGGCGUUUCUGUCCUCCUGGAUUAGAGUGGCCCGAGAGUGAGUUCUGGGAUAAAGCAGGGAGAUGGGGAAGAAGAAGAAUGGUUCAGCCUGGAAGACUAUAGGGAAACUAGAAUUAUUCAAGCAACACAAAGAAUUUUAUCAUUUCUCUUGAAAUGGUAAUUAACUUUGAAAAGUUACUCAUGGGUAAAAUUUGGCCUGAGCUCAUUUGUUUUUGUUCCUUUUUUUUUUCUUUUUGGGUCACACCUGGCAAUGCACAGGGGUCACUCCUGGCUCAUGCACUCACGAAUUACCCCUGGUGGUGCUCAGGGGACCAGAUGGGAUGCUGGGAAUUGAACCAGGGUCGGCCGCGUGCAAGGCAAAUGCUCUAUCCGCUGUGCUAUUGCUCCAGUCCCUGUGUUUGUUCUUUUGGGGGCCACAUCCACUGGUGCCUAAAGGUUACUCCUGUCUCAGAAUGCUGAGGAAUCACUCCUGGCAGAGCUUGAAGGAUCCCGCAGUAGUGGGAAUCAAAAUUGGGCCUUCUGCAUGCAAAGCACAUGUUUCAGUCUAUUGAUCUGUCUUUCUGGCCUUAGUCUGGGUUAUAUUUAAUACAGUCUGGAAAACGCUACAUAAAAGAGUCCUAUAAGCAAACUCAGACUCAACUCCAUAGUCAAUAGUAUUUCUGUAAACUAGGCUUUUUAUAAAAUAAACAUAAAUCAAAACAAUUUAAAAAAUUUUUUCUCUGGUACUAAAGGGGAAAAAGGGAACUCAUCUUUUCAUUUUUUUAAUUUUAAAAAAAUGUAUUUAAACACUUUGGUUCACAAAGUUGUCAUAAUACAGUUGUUUUAGGCAUUCAAUGUUCCAACACCAAUCCCACCACCAGUGUGAC
This is a messenger RNA of Sorex araneus (European shrew), 3317 nucleotides long. RefSeq names its product NADP dependent oxidoreductase domain containing 1 (gene NOXRED1). Lineage: Eukaryota; Metazoa; Chordata; Mammalia; Eulipotyphla; Soricidae. The transcript has 6 exons. Gene Ontology annotation, biological process: L-proline biosynthetic process. Gene Ontology annotation, molecular function: pyrroline-5-carboxylate reductase activity. The coding region runs from base 1 to 1092 and encodes 363 amino acids. The record is from RefSeq and is a predicted model, not a curated record.